CAUCUCAAAUAUUACUUUACCCUCUCGCUAUCUCCUUCAAAACUUCCCCUGCAAUGAGGAAAACCUCAUACGCAGCGACUUUUGUCGCUGUUCUCGCCAUUCUUAUCAUCAAUAUUUUAUCUUCACGUCUCCCGGAUUGGCUUAUUGCUAGAUAUGACAUCGCGAACACACACGUUACAGUUCGCUAUGGCUUAAACCAACGUUGCGAGUCUUCUACCAUCAGCAUUCCCGGUCCCAGCAAAGGACGUCUGGAAUACGCCGACUACGAAUGUCGCCAGUUUCCCCUCCGCGUACAAGACAAAUGUGAAAAAGAAAACCGCCUGUUCUGUGCUCUCUGGACCUCUGCUCAAUACUUCACCGAGCUUGGCAAUGGUUUCGCAGGAAUGGGUCUCGUUGCUUUGGUCAUCGGCGUGAGCACGCACUCCAGAAGGAGAAGGGUUUGGAGAGCGGUGGCUGGGCUAGUCAUAUUACACGCUGUGUUCCAACUGGUGACGUUUAUCCUCGUCACCGAGCUGUAUCGCAAGAACCGUUUCCCGGGAUUCGAACACGCUAAGCCUGGUGUUGGCUACGUCUUAAACGCCGUUUCUUGGGUUUCAGGUUUUGCUGUAGGGGCUGGCGUCAUCAUAACCGGAGUUGCUGCGGACCGCGGCCAGAAGUGGGCCGCCGGUAACAGAUCAAACACACCAGUCCAGGGUUAUCGUCGCAGAUUAUACAAACCCGUUCAAAAUUAUGGUUCAAAUGUAUAGUUCGUUUCUUACUCUCUACGAACACACGACGAAUCGGACUCGGCUUCGGUUUUCUUUGUACUAUAUUUGGAUACCUCUGCACUUAGUGUAUGCACGCAUUUUGUAAAUAUGUUCAUUGAACGAGUCGCUCUCUCACUUAAUCAUAAA
Molecule: messenger RNA, 893 nt
Organism: Suillus plorans
Lineage: Eukaryota; Fungi; Basidiomycota; Agaricomycetes; Boletales; Suillaceae
Exons: 5
Coding region: 54-746 (230 amino acids)
Source: RefSeq, a predicted model, not a curated record